CAAGAAUUGAAUCUCUACAUUGAUUUAAGUGGACAAUUUGGAUCCCCAUCUGCUAAAAGGAGUAUGACAAAAGUUGCACCGUAUAUAUGGUGGCGUUCUUAUGGAAUAGAUACACCUAUCUUACGAAAGUUUGCUAUCACGGUUCUUAGUCAAACUUGUAGUGCUUCACCUUGUGAACGAAAUUGGAGUACAUCUGAUAAUCUGUAUUCUAAGAAAAGAAAUUAUGACCUUCAAGACUUUGUAGAUGGUGGUGAUGACCUUCUUUGGUCAGAUGUGCAAGAAGUAAUGGGAGAAAAUGUAGACGAUCAACCAAAUACUAGGAGCAAACAACGUUAUAGAGACGAUGAUUGUGAUGAUAUUAGAGAUGUGAGGAACAAUCUUGAUGAAGAAGUGAAUGCCUUCGAUGAUGUUGACUCAGAAGCCGAACCCUUGCCAUGCGAUUAA
This is a messenger RNA of Lactuca saligna, 444 nucleotides long. The record is from the annotation of a GenBank genome assembly. NCBI's taxonomy places the organism in Eukaryota, Viridiplantae, Streptophyta, Magnoliopsida, Asterales, Asteraceae.